This is a messenger RNA of Sodiomyces alkalinus F11, 3287 nucleotides long. Its product is annotated as DNA ligase. Gene Ontology annotation, cellular component: mitochondrion; nucleus. Lineage: Eukaryota; Fungi; Ascomycota; Sordariomycetes; Glomerellales; Plectosphaerellaceae. The record is from RefSeq and is a predicted model, not a curated record. The transcript has 5 exons. Gene Ontology annotation, molecular function: DNA binding; DNA ligase (ATP) activity; ATP binding. Gene Ontology annotation, biological process: DNA repair; DNA biosynthetic process; DNA recombination. The coding region runs from base 211 to 2901 and encodes 896 amino acids.
GCAUCACACUCGCUGUGUCCGUGAAGCCCCAUCGAACCCCGUCACUGCCUAAAAGUGCAUUCGACCGACUGACUUUCCUGUCCCUCAUUCCUUAUUUGACCUCUAGUUUGAGGCUUCUACCUCAAACUAGAAGCCAAAGUGGCGUUCCGUCUGGUCCCCCGAAUUCUUCGCCUCUUAGCUUUCCACGGCCCCAUUCUCCGACGAUCUGCGAUGGCACCGAAACAAGCAACAUUAGGGUACGUCAGGUCAUCACAGACGACUUUGGGCAAAUUCUUCGGCCAAAAUGGCUCUAAGCCGGAGCCGCGUCAAAGCAAAUUGAGCUUCUCCACCAAGAGCGACUCGAAGAAAGACGACAAGUCGAACACCGCCUCAAGACAGAACGGUGGACCGUCUCUUUCCAGCGCGAAAGAGAAGGAGGAGCCUAGGAAAUCGAAGAAGCGCGCGCAUGAUGAUUUGGAGCAAGGUGCGGGUGACUCCAAGGGUAGUGUCAAGGUUGAGAAACGCGAGGCUAUCGACGACGACGAUGAUGUCCCCGUUGCGAAACGUGCUCGACGAGCCCGCAAUCGAAUCGAGGACGAUGAAGACGAGGUCAUGCAGGACUCACCGGGUCCCGUAUUGAACGCCUGCAAGAAAGAGGAAAAGAAACAAGUUUCAAGACGCAAAUCGCCAUCCCCUGCCCCUUCUCCACCCAUCAAGGAGGAGACGGGGGACGAUGUCGAAUCUGCGGCGUCAGCCGAAGUCGAGGAUGAUCUCGCCGCCUCGUCAUCCACAGAAUCCGAAAUCGAAGACGGCGCCGAGGAAGCUCCGCAGAAGAAGGGGAAGAAGGCAAAGGGAAAGGAUGUAAAGUCCACCGCCAGAGCACUGGGAGAAAUCACCGCCAAAUCGAAAGAUCCAUACCCCGACUGGAAGAAAGGAGACCCAGUCCCUUAUGCUGCGCUCUGCAAAACCUUCUCCCUGAUCGAACUCACCACCAAGCGACUCGAGAUUAUGGCCCACUGCUCCAAGUUCCUCCGACAAGUUCUGCGCCUGACGCCGGACGAUCUGCUCCCCACCGUACUUCUCAUGAUCAACAAACUUGCCCCUGACUACGCCGGCAUCGAGCUCGGCAUUGGCGAGUCCCUCAUUAUGAAAGCCAUCGGAGAGACGACCGGUAGGUCGCUGCAAAUCAUAAAACAAGACCAGAAGGAAAUUGGAGACCUCGGCCUCGUUGCCGUCAAGAGCAGGUCAACUCAGCCGACCAUGUUCAAGCCGAAACCCCUUACCGUUAGAGGGGUGCAUAAGGGGCUGAUGGGCGUCGCAACCGUCAUGGGGAACGGUGCCCAGGGCCGGAAGGUCGACGGGAUCAAGAAGCUGCUCUCCGCUGCUGACUCCAAUUCCACCGGCAAGGUCGACAUCACCAAAGACAAGGGCGGCCCUAGUGAGGCCAAGUACUUGAUUCGUUUCCUCGAAGGCAAACUUAGACUGGGCCUUGCCGAGAGGACUGUUCUCGUAUCUUUGGCGCAAGCGGUGGUGAACCACGAGGCUGCCCUGAAGGGACAGGCCGCGAGUCCUUCGGACGUUGAGAAGGCCGAGGCCAUGCUCAAGACCGUAUACAGUGAGCUUCCAAGUUACGACGUCAUCAUUCCCACCAUGGUCGAGCAUGGCAUCAUGAACCUCAGAGACCAUUGCAAGUUGAAACCCGGUGUUCCCCUCAAGCCCAUGUUGGCCAAGCCAACCAAGGCCAUCACGGAAGUGCUGGAUCGCUUCGAAAACCAAACUUUUACUUGCGAGUACAAGUACGACGGCGAACGAGCCCAGAUACACUACGUUGCCAAAACCGCCGACGAGGAGCUCAGUCAAUCGUUGCCCGGGGCGACCAAGGAAGCGGGCGAUGGAGUCGCCAACAUCUUCUCCCGGAACUCGGAAGACCUGUCGAAGAAGUAUCCGGACAUCCUGGCCAAGCUGCACACCUGGGUCAAGCACGACACGCAGAGCUUUGUUCUGGACUGCGAGACGGUGGCGUGGGAUAUGACCGAGAAGAAGGUCCUGCCUUUCCAACAGCUCAUGACGCGCAAGCGAAAGGAUGUCAAGGUCGAGGACGUCAAGGUCAAGGUGUGCGUGUUUGCCUUUGACCUCCUCUAUCUCAACGGAGUGCCGCUGGUGAAGAAGUCGCUCCGGGAACGGCGCGAGUUGUUGACUCGGGCUUUCGUUCCUGUCGAGGGGGAGUUUGCCCUUGCCACGCAUAUGAAUGGUCAGGAGCUCGAGCAGAUCCAGGAGUUCCUGGACGAGAGUGUCAAGGCUUCGUGUGAGGGUCUCAUGGUGAAGAUGCUGGAUGGCGAUGAGAGCGGGUACGAACCCAGCAAGCGCAGUCGGAAUUGGCUCAAGAUCAAGAAAGACUACCUCUCGGGCGUAGGCGACUCCCUCGAUCUAGUCGUCUUGGGCGCAUACCAUGGCAAGGGAAAGCGUACAUCAGUCUAUGGCGCCUUUCUGCUCGCCUGCUACAACCCUUCAUCCGAGACGUACGAAACGGUGUGCAACAUUGGCACGGGCUUCUCGGAAGCCGUCCUCGAGGAACUCCACAAGCAGUUGUCCGCCAUCGUCAUCGACAGGCCGAAGCCUUUCUACUCGCACUCCGCCGGCGGUCAGCACCAGCCCGACGUCUGGUUCGAGCCGCGCUUCGUCUGGGAGGUCAAGACGGCCGACCUGACGCUCAGCCCGCGCUACAAGGCGGGGUGCAAGGAAGGGGUCGACCCUUCGGGCGAGAAGGGCAUAUCCCUUCGGUUCCCGCGGUUCAUCAAGGUGCGCGACGACAAGAAGCCGGACGAGGCGACGAGUAGUCGGCAGGUUGCCGAGAUGUACCGUAAACAGGAGGCCGUGACGAAGAACAAGGGCCCUGCCGUGGAUGAUGACUUUGAGUACUGAGUAACUGGUUAGAAAUCAUCAACCGCGGGGAGGGGAGGUCGGGUUCCCGAGUUAUAUAAGUGGCAAAAGCAGGCCGGUCGGUGCUCUUUCGCAGCCUUUCCGUCAGUGUAUUUAUUUAUGCACUUGUCUUCUUCUGGUGACGGGAGUUCAACGGGCCAACGGGCGUACAAUGGGACUUGAAAUGUGUUUCCCUUUGCCUCGUGAUUGUUUAGGGAUAGAGGGCGCGUUACUUUGAAAUAAAAAGCAUGGAUGGCAUCGAACUGGACAGCCCUUUCUUCGCGUGUGCGGGACAGUACUCAUGUCGAAAAGAAAAGACUGAAAAAAAUCAUCUCUAAUGGACUUCUAUAUAUCUGCACAAAAAAAACAACGAGUACCCCCGACAAUCA